AGACUUACAAUAUCAUCCCAUCAUGAACAUUACCCGGAAAAGAUCCCAUUUCAAACACCCUGUUUCCCAUUAUAUAAUAAAUACGAGAAACCCUGCAAGCGAAGUCACCUAAGCCCUAUAUAAUUGCCUUCGUUGCGAUGAACAACAUGAAGAAUCACUCCCUCGCACACUGACCCUUCACAGCUUUCGAUCCAUCCGGCAAGAACCCGUCACUCCAUCAUCAUCAGAAGGAAGGGAAAAGACCAAGGAGAAAUCGAUCACCAUGAGGGCCAGCAACCACCUGAUCGGCCUCCUCAACUUCCUGACCUUCCUCCUCUCGAUCCCCAUCCUCGGCGGCGGGAUAUGGCUGAGCAGCCGCGCCAACUCGACCGACUGCAUGAGGUUCCUGCAGUGGCCCCUCAUCGUGAUCGGGGUGGCCAUCAUGGUGAUCUCCCUUGCCGGGUUCGCCGGGGCGUGCUACCGUAACACCUUCCUCAUGCGGCUCUACCUCUUCUGCAUGUUCUUCGUCAUCGCCGCCCUCAUCGGCUUCAUCAUCUUCGCCUACGCCGUCACCGACAAGGGGUCGGGCCAGCCCGUCCCCAACCGCGCCUACCGCGACUACUACCUGCAGGACUACUCCGGGUGGCUGGAGGAGCGCGUGGCCAGCGACUCCUACUGGGGCAAGAUCAGCUCCUGCAUAAAGGACUCCAAGGCGUGCAAGAAGAUGGCCGUCACCGUCAACGGCAUCUCCGAGACCGAGAGCAUGUUUUACUCCCGCAAGCUCAACCCUAUCCAGUCUGGAUGCUGCAAACCGCCGACGGACUGUGGCUACACCUAUGUGAACGAGACCUACUGGAACCCGGGAGGCGGGCUAGUAGGGACCAACAAUGACUGCUCCCUGUGGAGCAACGACCAGGAUCAGCUGUGUUACUCGUGCAGCUCUUGCAAAGCCGGGGUGCUUGCCAGCCUCCGCCACAGCUGGAGGAAGGUCUCGAUCAUCAACAUCAUCAUACUGAUCCUCCUGCUGAUCUCCUACGUGAUUGGUUGCGCGGCCUACAGGAACAACAAACGCAUCGACAAUGACGAGCCCUAUGGCGAAGCCCGGAUGACCAAGGCACAGCCUAGUAGGCUCCAGUUCUAGCGCUUAUGUCAUUUUAUCAUGUAAUUCACUGGUUUGCUUGGUAUUGUUUAAUAGCUUUGAAGGGUUGGUUUUACAUGAUGUGCCAGUGGCAAAUCGUCUUUUCCUGAUUGCUCCUCAAGUUUUCUUUUUGGAAUAGAAGCAAAAUGACUGUCAAUGUCAUGGAGAUGUAGCGGCACGAAAUUGAAGUUGUAUGAUGGAUAUGUAGGAGUAUAUGAGUGUCUAGACUUAUUGCUGUGA
Messenger RNA from Syzygium oleosum, 1357 nucleotides. RefSeq names its product tetraspanin-3-like. The transcript is spliced from 2 exons. The record is from RefSeq and is a predicted model, not a curated record. Gene Ontology annotation, cellular component: plasma membrane; plasmodesma. Lineage: Eukaryota; Viridiplantae; Streptophyta; Magnoliopsida; Myrtales; Myrtaceae. Bases 263 to 1120 code for a protein of 285 amino acids. Gene Ontology annotation, biological process: auxin-activated signaling pathway.